Messenger RNA from Scheffersomyces stipitis CBS 6054, 1476 nucleotides. RefSeq lists its product as uncharacterized. The coding region runs from base 1 to 1476 and encodes 491 amino acids. The transcript has a single exon. NCBI's taxonomy places the organism in Eukaryota, Fungi, Ascomycota, Pichiomycetes, Serinales, Debaryomycetaceae. The record is from RefSeq and is a predicted model, not a curated record. Gene Ontology annotation, cellular component: mitochondrion.
AUGUCAUCACCACCAUCUCAAAUAAGAUUCUACAGUGAUUCCACAAAGGGAACGGCUGCUACAGAAGAAAAGAGAAAGGAUGAGCCUGGAAAUGUUAACUUGUCAAAUGAAAGUGAAAAGGUGCUUUCAUCGAGUAAAUCUUCGAAAAGUGACGAUAUUGAGCUCAUCAAGUCUUUUGUCGAAGAACAGUAUGGAGAUGAACGAACCAAGAAAGAUCAGGAGCCAUUUCAGGACUUGAUCAAGUCCCUAGAUAUACUUGAAGAUUUUGAACUCCAGAAACCUAAAAGCGAUGAUUUUGAAAAGAGUUUGUUCAAGCAAUUUCCUUCGAAGAAUAGAAACAAUAAAUAUCAGAUCAGAAAUAAAGACUCAGAUAGUUUUACAGGAGACAGUAACUAUGAAGAUAUGGAGAGAUGGCUAGAGUCGUUGGAUUUUGAAGAUGAUAUUACACAUUCUCUGUCAAGAAAAGUUGACAACACUGGUACUGCCACUGAGCUUGGGUUUGUAGAUUCCAAAUCUAUUCUUUCGUUGUUGAAAGAUGAGCAUGGUUAUGAAGAAGAUAGAAAUGUAGACCCUGGGAAGAAGGCCAGGUCUGAUGAGUUCUUCAAAGGAAUCUUCAAGAGUGCAUUUACUACUUCUGUUCCUUCUGGACGAAGCCAGUUUGAGAAGUUGAUAGGAUUUGAAGAUAUGGGAGAAAAGGGCCCUAGGUACAUUUACAAAGGAAGAGAUUCUCGAGGUAGUAGUCGGAUGGGAGAGUAUUCAUAUACCGAUAGAAUCAAUGCUGUUUUGCGUAAGGAGUUUUUCGAAAAGGUGGCGGAUUCGUUUGGCCCAACCAGACAGUAUAUUGAGAAAAUGCAAACACCUGUUGAGGUUAUGAAUUUCUAUCGUUCAAUUAUUGAGAGAUGGAUUUCGAUUAGAGAAAGCAAUACGGAAGAACAGGCUAAAAUUUUCGAGCUUUUGUCUUCUUUGAAGGAGAACAAAACAUUAUCUCUAAUUCAUGAGGAGUAUAUUGAAAGUCUUGCCGAACAGACUCUCGUUAAUGAGAAAGAGCCUCCUCUCAACAUCUUCACUCUUCCUGUGAUUUUCAACACUGUCCUCAAGACUCUAGCUUUCAAGCACCACGACGGUCAAUUGGCACUCAGCUUGUACAACAUGCUCAAGAGUGAUAUCAGUCUCUAUACUGUGAUUUGUAACCAGAAAACAUACAACGAAAUCUUGAAGAUUCUUGCUGUUUACUUUGGCAAGUCUGAUCUUUACAGCAUCGAGAUGGCAUUCAUGGAGAUGAAGAAUAACGGCUUCUCUGGUGAUUCUGAGACAUUCAAUAUCCUUAGUUUAAUUCUCAGUGACUACCAUAAGCUCAGCCAGGAGUUCUCCACAAAGAAGAGAACCACCUUGUCUUCCAAGGAAGACGAAAUGAGAGCUGAUAAUUUGUACCGUGGGCUCAAGUUCUUGCAAAACAGCUUGCGGAUCGAGCCGUAA